Messenger RNA from Pyricularia grisea, 2271 nucleotides. RefSeq lists its product as uncharacterized. The record is from RefSeq and is a predicted model, not a curated record. The transcript is spliced from 3 exons. Lineage: Eukaryota; Fungi; Ascomycota; Sordariomycetes; Magnaporthales; Pyriculariaceae. Gene Ontology annotation, molecular function: DNA-binding transcription factor activity, RNA polymerase II-specific; sequence-specific DNA binding; zinc ion binding. The coding region runs from base 1 to 2271 and encodes 756 amino acids. Gene Ontology annotation, biological process: DNA-templated transcription; positive regulation of transcription by RNA polymerase II.
AUGGAUUGGAACAUUGUGGCACCACCAUUCAAUGGAGAAUGGUCUCUAGAUUGUCCCCCGGAUACCAACUCCAACUCGGUGGGACCAACCAGUGAAAAUGGCACGAGAAAACAACCCCGGGUUGCUUUGGCCUGCAAGCGUUGCAAGCGGAGGAAACAGAGGUGUGAUGGCGUUCAUCCAGUGUGCAGGUCAUGUGAAAAGGCAAAAGUGCCUUGUAUAUAUGAACGUCCCGUGCGACCUCAGUAUCCAGGGGGAAAGUCACUCUACAUUGCGGCACUUGAAGAACGCAUUGCAUUUCUCGAAUCCCGCCUGCCCGGUUUCGCUGAAGACCACUUUGUCGCUGCUCCACCAGCACCAGCCUCCCAGGCGGAUCAAAUCCCGCCACCUCAUGCGGGCUCGACGAUCAACCCGAUAACCGUGCCGGAUCGCGGCGCCGAGGAUGGCCACCAUGAAACCGCCCCUGGAUCUCCAGCGUUUCGGCGCAGGAGCCGGCAGGACCCACUCAUCGGCUCCUUUUCGGAUGCCGAGUCCUCUUCGCUGGUAGAUGGGGUGGCAUAUCUUUCACUCCGGGCUUCCGGGACUGGCGAUGCCGACACGGAGCCGUGCUAUCUGGGCUCCACUUCGGGCGCCACCAUCGCACGGAUGCUGCAGGCGUCCAUCUUUGACAGCUCCAGGGGCAGGCAGGCCAUAUUUGGCACGGGCGAGUACCCGGUUGCUGCAGACUAUGAUCAGACCCCUGUCAUGCCAAGCCCCACGAGCCCAACGUCAGUGGCCAUCGGGACGGCAGCAGCUUUUCCCAGUCGUGAGGCGGCAAGGAUGUUGUUUGAUGUCUUUUUCGACAGGCUUCAUACUCACUGGCCGAUCCUUGACCGGAGACUAUACACUCAGCUUUUUGAGAAACAGUUUGAGCAAGGGGAGCUUUCGAUCCAGCAGCGUGGCGUCCUGCAUCUGAUCUAUGCCAUCUCGUCACGUUUCCUCCAACUUACCAACAAGCCAAGCGGCGUCCAUCCAGAGACGCACCUCAAGGCUGCCAUCCAACAUAUGGACUACAUCUUGGAGCAGCACAACCUCGGAACGGUGCAAUUCCUCCUGCUGCUUGCUCUGCACGGCCAGAGAUCACCAUACGGGGCCGGAUCCUGGUCGCAAGUCCGGCACGCGGUAACCCUUUGCAUCGAGUUGGGGUUCCACCGUCGCAGACGGACCGCCCCGUCUCCCAACAGCAGUCCCAGGGCCGUCGAGAUGCGGUGCCGCGUGUUUUGGGCCGCUUAUUGCCUAGAUAGGCUGACCAGCGGCGUUCUCGGUCGCCCGUUUGCCAUUGACGAUAGAGAGAUCGACGCCGAGCUCCCGAGCCCAGACCCAGACCUUCGCGACCUGACCGCCACGCCGUCAGAUUCCCCCCUGACGUGGUCCAACGUACUGCCCUUUAUCCACAUUGUCAAGCUACACCGCAUCCAAUCCCGCAUCCACAGCCGCAUUUACCGUGUCAACCGACAAGAAGUCCAAACCCCAGCGGAUCUGGACGCCGAAAUAAGCUCACUGCAAGGAGAACUGGACGAGUGGAGAGUCAGCGUACCUCACCCACCGCCGAAGCGGAGCACGGGAGACGGCGGCCCCCCUAUGUCGCCAGGGUGGAUGUACGACCCGGAGAGCCAGCACCACGACAGCCGGGACUUCUUCGAGCUGCAGUACCACAAGUCCGUACUGCUGCUACUCACAGCGCUCCUGCCGACGCUAGACCCGCACGGCGACGCACGCUUCCGGGCUGUGGCGCAGUCGGCCGCCAGCGUGUGCGCAGCUUACCGCCGGCUCGAGAGGCAGCGCACGCUCAGCUACACCAUGCUGGCGCUGCACUCGUGCUUCGUGGCUGGGCUGACGCUGGUGUACUGCGUCUGGCGCGGCGGGCGGCGGCUGCUCGGGUACGAGGCGCUCGAGGCCACGCGCGCUUGCUCCCAGAGCCUGGCGAUAUUCGGGGAAAAGUGGCCCGGUGCCGUCAAAUACAGGGAUGUUUUUGAUGCGCUGUCGGGGAGCUUGUUGCGGGUCAUGAUGACGGACGAUGGAGGUUUUGGCGGUGGUGGUGGUGGUGGUGGUGGUGGGGCAGAAAGGCUUCGGUUGGACUCGAGGGAUCUGUGCUUGCCAGAGGAUGAGGUGGUUGUGGGUAUGGAUAGUGUGCUGUCGGAUGCGGUGCGAAAUGCGUUUAUGGAGGUUGACGAAGAGGCACCGGGAGGGGCAGAGGUGUGGCAGAUGUUUAAUGAAAUGGUUCAGGGGGACUAA